Molecule: messenger RNA, 2660 nt
Organism: Musa acuminata AAA Group (dessert banana)
Lineage: Eukaryota; Viridiplantae; Streptophyta; Magnoliopsida; Zingiberales; Musaceae
Product: cell division cycle 20.2, cofactor of APC complex-like
Exons: 6
Coding region: 152-1387 (411 amino acids)
Biological process (GO): positive regulation of ubiquitin protein ligase activity; anaphase-promoting complex-dependent catabolic process; positive regulation of anaphase-promoting complex-dependent catabolic process
Cellular component (GO): anaphase-promoting complex
Molecular function (GO): ubiquitin ligase activator activity; protein binding; anaphase-promoting complex binding
Source: RefSeq, a predicted model, not a curated record
CGCGCUCUCCUCUCGGCUCUCCUUUUGCUCUCUUGGCGAUCUCGUCUUUCUGCGAAGGUCGGAGCUGCUCUCCGACGAAAGGACAAAGCUUCGAACGAUCGUCGGCUGGGAGCGUGUGGAGUACGACCGCUUCAUCCCGUUCCGAUCGGCGAUGGACAUGGACUUCGCUCGCUGUGCUCUAACCAUGCCUUCCAGACCUCAGCGUGAUGGUUCGAUAGAAUCCCCAUCGAGUGUGGCGUACCAAAAACUUCUUGUUCAAUGUAUUUUGAAGAACAGAUCUCGCAUCUUCGCAUUCAAGAGUGCACCCGAAUCACCGGCCGACAAGGUGUCCCAAUUUGACGAGGACAAUCGACCGCACAAGAAGCAACAGAGGCGAAUCCCAAAAGAUGCAGAUAGGGUUUUGGCUGCUUAUGAUAUCUUAGAUGAUGAUAGGUUGAAUCUACUCGACUGGGGAAGCAAUAACGUGUUGGCGAUUGGCCUCAAUGACAAAGUGUGCCCAUGGAAUGCUGCGAAUAAGUCUAGUACGGAGUUUUCACGAGCCCUAGAAGACAACAGCCCUGUCACUAGCAUCAGCUGGUCGCCAGACGGCAAAGUUCUAGCUGUGGCAUUAGGCAAUUCAGAUUUAGAUCUGGUUGAUGCAGCAACAAGACGUGUGUUGGUUGGGAUCCAAGGUGACAGCCACUCCUUUGUUUGUUCACUUGCGUGGAGAAGUAAUGCAAUCUUGACGGCUGGGAGAUCCGAUGGUAGUAUUGUUGAUUAUGACAUUAGAAAAGAUGAUCGGGCCAUCUGUGACUAUAGAGGGCAUCGACUAGAAAUUUGUAGUCUUAAAUGGUCCGAAUUGUUUGGGCGGUAUCUGGCUAGCGGAGGGAAGGACAAACUUGUGCACAUAUGGGACACCCGCAUGGCUGUUGCAAAUCACCAUCCGCGCCAACAUCAAUUGCUUCACAAGAUCAGCAACCACACUUCCACUGUGAGGGCCCUUGAUUGGUGCCCUACCAGGAGCAAUCUGCUGGCUUCUGGUGGAGGACGUAAUGAUCAUUGCAUUAAGUUUUGGAGUGCUAUUAAUGGUGUUUGCUUGAACUCGAUUGAUACCGGCUCUGAAGUUUGUGCGUUGUUGUGGGACAAGAACAAUUCUGAAUUGCUGACCUCCCAUGGGUUUCCAAACAAUCAACUCAUCUUGUGGAAUUACACAUCCAUGACGAGAAAAGCUGAGCUUUUUGGUCAUUCAUCUCGUGUUCUUUACUUGGCUGGGAGCCCAUUGGGAGGUGUAGUAGCUUCUGCAGCAGAAGAUGAGACACUCAAGUUCUGGAAUAUCUUUGAGACUCCCAAACCACCAAAACCUGAAGCAAACACUGUGCCCUUUGCCCAAUUUAGUGUCAUAAGAUGAAAAUGCUGAUGGUUGGAAAAGACUAGGAGAGUAAUACGGAAAACUUCUUUAGUGCUUGACAAGAAGAUCCAUUGUUGAUAGCGUUGCAUAGAGCAGUUUGUGACAUCAAAGAGGCAAUAUAUUUUAAUACAAGCAUCAUACAUUUAAGAUCUUCAGAUACGGGUGCAAGCGCCUAAGUUAAGAUUUUUCUUGCUGAUUAGUUAUUGCAUUGUAGCAGACUAGUAGCAAUCUUCAUGAGAUUGUUAGAGAAGCUUGCUAAGUUUCAUACAAAUGCUCACCAACUAAUGACAUGGCUACUGUUUCAGUAUUUUGAAUUAUGCUGUUGCAGUCAUCUUUCACGAGUUUCAGCAUCCACGUGCUGUAGUUUGAAUCUGCUACUUGGACAAAGAUACCCAGAGCAAAGAUGCUUCACUUAUAGAAUUUGAGAAUCAGAUUUGUCGAUGAUAUUUCUUUAAUGUCGAAAACGAUAGAAAACCUCACAAGCAUGGAUAGUUUUAGUAUCUGAAUAGUUGUGCUUCUGCUGCGGUACCUUCGACUAUGGAUUGGUUUCAGACCAUACGGUCCGACGCUAGUUUGUUUUGUUUUUUCUAUUAUCUUUUCAGGUGAUAUCAGGUAUGUCCCAAUAUAUUAGUACCAUGCUGGUCUCAUAGAAUAUUGAAACUGAUAUUAGAGAGAGAUUAUAGACCUUGUUGUGUAUAUUUAUUUUAUUUCAGGAGUAAUUCUGAUGCAUCUUUGAUUUGAAUUAACAUUAUUUCUGGUAACGUAUGGAAUCUUACUUCUAGAUGAUUGUGUAACUUAGAGAAGGCACUUGGUGGGGAUGUUAGGAUGUAUGAUGGAACUACUCUCAUUGUCAGUAUCUUCAACCAAAUGGGUGCAAAAUUCAUGAAGCAGCCUUACAAGCAAGUGCCCACUAGGCUUUUUUCAAUUUUAGCUAUUUUAGAUUUCAUGGGAGCCAAUGUCAUGUCACUAAACAUGCAUUUGUUAUUCAUUUUUAGUUUUUGACUUCCCAGAUGUUAUUGUUGCUUGUUUCAUUAUACCUUAGCAACCUAAAAGUUAGGGAUGCAAUCCUAGAGACACAUUAUAUGUAAUCCAAGUUACAAAUAUUGUAUAUAUUAUUGCAGAACUCUUAGGGUCUGCUGAAAUAGAAGUUGCAUUUGACCACAACAGCAAACAUGAUGACAGAUAACUCAAUUUCUGAUAGUUUGAGAAAUUUUGAACAUUUGUUUUUUGAUAUUACAGUAUGGCUCUUUAAGUCAAGUCGUUGAUGGUUUGA